Molecule: messenger RNA, 2659 nt
Organism: Hibiscus syriacus
Lineage: Eukaryota; Viridiplantae; Streptophyta; Magnoliopsida; Malvales; Malvaceae
Exons: 7
Coding region: 404-2449 (681 amino acids)
Cellular component (GO): cytoplasm
Molecular function (GO): protein kinase binding
Source: RefSeq, a predicted model, not a curated record
UAAUAAACAGGAAGCAACGUGCCUUGUUUUUUAUUGUCUUCUUUCUUUCUAUCUUUCUAGUUGAAGCAAUCAGCCUCUCACGUUUUUAAGAAAAGAAUAAGAGUUCCUUGCUUGAAAUAAUCUGGCUAUUGAGAGGCAGGCUGGUGUCUCUUAUUCUUGUUAGGGAUUCUAUUUUCCUAGUUGUAAAAGAUUCUUUUUCACUCUGGCCGCUGCAACGAAACUGAAAUUUUCUCGCACCUCAAGGUGGGUGUGGGGGGACAAAAGAGAGCUGAUUCUGCUGUGUGUUUUAAGGAGAUCAAGAUCAUCCCAUAUCUGGAGACUGCGACGUGUUUCGGAGGGUCUUUCGCUUGAUUAUGGCUAAUGUAGGUCUUGUGUGGAUGUAGUGUUAAUCUGCAUCACCACGAUGGUUAGAUUUUCAUGCUUCAAUGCUCACAUCGGAAGCCAGAAACCAAAGAAAACAGUUCAGCCAUCUGUUGAAGCUUUGUAUACGACUUUAGAAGAUUUUUCUCAAGUUCAAGCCCCUAAGAAUACGACUAAAGCUACAAACAUGGAGUCAUUAUUGCCAGAGGUAGAAACAACUGCUGAGAUUCAUGACCGUGUCAAACCUGUUACAGAUUCUUCUUCUAUUUACCAUAGUUGGAAGUCAUUUGAAAUAAAAGACAAAACCAAUCUUGAUAGUGGUCCCAUGGCCAUUCAGAAUCUGCACAAUAUUAAGAAGAGUCUGUCCCUUGGAAGUGGACUUUGCCUGGAGGGAAGAGUUCCUCGACAAAUUGACAUGGAUGACGAGACUGAUCAAGGAUUUUCUUCUGAUUUCCAUGACCAUGGGUUGGUUGAAGAUGGCAAAAAACAUACAGUUGUGAGCCAAAAUGCUCCGUGCUCAGAUUCUGUUCAAGUAAGCUCUAACCAUGUCAAUAUUGAGUCAGUUUUCUCUAUAGGAGAUCCUCAGCUUUCAGAAAAGGAUUGCCAUAAUUUCUCAAAUUUACCUUUGCUUUAUGAGCAUGCAAAUGACUCUGGUUACCACACACCCAAUAAUGCACCUGUGAUCGUAAAAUCAUGUUCGAUGCCAAACAUUGCUGCAUCGACACUCAUUUCUGGAGUACUUUCUCCUAAAUAUUUGACUCAUCGUACAAGAUCCUCUGAGGAUGUACAUGUUCUCAGUUUGAGAAGAAAAGAGAUUUUAAUUCAUGAUGUUGAUACCGAAGCAAUGCGAGAACAAGAAAGAGAUUAUGGCAUGCAUAAGAAUCAUAAAACUAACUUUGAAAGCUCUUAUGAGGGAUAUGAAUCUUAUAGCUGUUCUGCAUCAGCAAAAGACUGGAUAGUGCCAGUUUCAGAUGAAGUGAAAAUCCAGCAUGAACUGCGGGCUCUGAAUCAGAAUGAAUCGACUGGCAAGGAUUUUAAGAUUAAGCGAAUUGAGGAUUGGGUAAAUGAUCUUCAACACGUGGAAUCAUCCGAAGACACAUUUGAAUUAUCCCACCCCGAGGAUCAGGUGAAAGUGGAACCGGAUGUCUCAAAUGGUUUGACUGCUGCAAAGGUGGAUGUUAAGGCAAGUCCUGAGAUGGAAGCUGCUAAAAGAUACAUAUCUUCUUUGAGUGCAUUGGCAACCACCGCUCAACUGGCAAAUCAUAGCUUGGUUGUUAUACCAUUUCUUAGUGGAUUUGUCAGCUUGAAGGUGCUUAAUCUAUCAGGAAAUGCAAUAGCAAGGAUCACUGCUGGUGCUCUUCCUCGAGGACUUCACAUGUUGGAUCUGUCAAGGAAUAAUAUAUCCACCAUCGAGGGUUUACGUGAACUUACUCGACUUCGUGUGCUGAAUCUAAGCUACAACCGGAUAUUUAGAAUCGGUCAUGGUUUGGCUUCUUGUUCCUCUCUUAAGGAGUUGUACUUGGCUGGAAACAAGAUAAGCGAGGUUGAGGGUCUUCAUCGUCUCUUAAAAUUGACGGUUUUGGAUCUGCGUUUCAACAAAAUCUCUACUGCCAAAUGUCUCGGCCAACUCGCAGCAAACUAUAAGUCCUUGCAAGCCAUCAGCUUGGAAGGUAACCCGGCACAGAAGAAUGUAGGAGAUGAAUAUCUGAAGAAGCAUUUGCAGGGCCUUCUUCCGAAUUUGAUUUACUUUAAUCGGAAGGCUAUUAAAGUGAAGGAUGCUGCAGAACGAUCAGUAAGGCUAGGCAUCAGUAGUCAUCAAUUUGAUCGCGGCCAUAGAUCAGAACACAGAGUUACAAGGAAGAAUAACCAUGGCACUGCCCGUGCAUCCUCUUCAUCUCACAGAAGUCAAGCCACGGCUUCCCCAAUGCAGUCCGGAGGCAGGCACGGGCGCCACCCUCUUCCUAGCGGGAAGAAGGCUACUACCAAUCAUCGGAAUCAUUACGUAGAUCUUGAUAGCAAACUUCUGAGCUUUAAAUUGGAGGCUUCCAUGCGAAGGGCCCAAAGCGAGGGAAGUCUGGGGCAACUGUGAAAUCAGUUAGCUAUGCUGUGUGGUUUUAGACUAUUUGAUAUUCGAGUUUUGUUCGCAAUAAAUUGUCACUCAAGAUAUCUGCUGUGACCAGGCAUUUUUAGAAUGGAUUUGCCACAAUGGGAUGGAAGUUCUUACAGUUCUUCCUUUAUUUUCUUAUAUCAUGUAUGUGUGAAAAACAGAUAAUGUUCUGUAUCGCCCUUUCCUGUUCUU